CUUAACGCAGUGAUUAGAGCAAUCAUAGAUGUACUCGCGGUGUUUACGUUUAAUGGUGAAACAAUAUAAUAUCGUUUCGUCAUUUAUCUAAAAAAACGACAUGUUCCGCUAUUCUUGGCUUGACACCGAAUAGCAGGCUUCUUGUUUGCAAUGGUCCCACCAUUCAAACACCGCGCACGGGCAAGUCGACAAAGUACGCCUGUAGGGAUGAAGUUAAACGAGAAUAUCAAGAUAAUUGGAACCAACAUCAUUCUGGUGCCGUACGAGAGCAAGCACGUGGAGAAGUAUCAUCAAUGGAUGAAAAGCGAAGAACUGCAGCUACUGACGGCCUCCGAGCCAUUGACGCUAGACGAAGAGUACCAAAUGCAGAAAUCAUGGCGACAAGACGAAGACAAAUUGACAUUCCUCAUCCUGGAUGCAGCAAAAUUCGAACAGAGUGGUGACGAAAUCGAAGCACUCAUCGGGGAUACCAAUAUUUUCCUACUCUCCGAGCAGGACGAUAAAGUGAAAGCGGCUGAAAUUGAAAUUAUGAUCGCAGAGCAACCGGCCCGGGGGAAACGGUACGGAUGGGAAUCCACCCUUUUAAUGUUGCAUUACGGUAUCAAGCACCUUCACAUCGAAAAGUACAGGGCCAUAACCAAAGACACCAAUGCGAAGGCAAUGCAAAUGUUCCAGAAGAUGGGUUUCUGCGAAGUGAAACGGGUCGCUGUCUUUCAGGAAGUCACCUUCGAAAAAUCGAUAGACGAUGCGUGGCUCAAGUGGAUAGAUCGGGAAGUUUCUCAACGAAUUGAACCUUAUCACUAGUGAUUAUUAUAGUUGAAAGAUUAAUCUCUUAUGUUUAAAUUGGUUCUAGUCUUUAUGAUUUCUCACGCCAAUUUCGUUCAUAGCGUAGUCUCUUGUUUUCAAAUGAUGUCUAACCUAGGCAGAGCUAUUACUUGUACUUUACUAGCAACAGCAGCAGCAUCAGUACUUCUCAAUGUAUUAUCCGCUAGUAUCUAUCUGAUCUAUAAACUACGAGACGAUUCCCAGCACAUCAAUCGAUCGUUUCGUCCAUAUUGUUUUAGCUAUAUUUGGCAGAUUAUUACAUUUCUUCUAAAAUACUAGCUCUCAGUUAGUUUGAUCUAUGGUUAUUGAUUCAUACAAUGAGCGGGAAGCAAAUUAUGGAACAAUAUGAAAUAUAUAAGAAGUGAGAGUCAAGAAGAUUGCACAACACACACGCUUUGCAUAAAUAGGUACUUCAAUACACUCCGAAAUGGUGCAAACAAAGUUGUACGGACAUUAUUUUAUUGGUGAUAAUUCUGUGGUUCGUCUUACUUACACAGGAAACAUACGCGACUUUGAGCAACAAUCAAUAAUAUUCUUGGUACUGUUGGGCUUUGUUUAUUAUUUGGUAGAGACUAUGCGCUAAACUUUCGAAGUAAACAAUUAAUUGUUUGUUAAACGGUUCGAAUUAAGUGUUUAUGAAACAAAAUGUUCAACGAUUCAAAACUAGAACGAGUGCAUAUAAGAAGGAACCAUUUUGCAGGAUCCUACGGCACCGGUCUCAUUUUGUGUUUAAUUUCUUUUAGUUGAUACAAUGGUACAAUUGAAUUAUAAUUUCCUAUCUACUUUCUUAUCUUCUAGGGAUUUAUGCCUUCUAAUAUUACACGUACCGUUGCUCAUAAUCGUCUAAUGAAUAGCUUUUUCUACAUUUUGUUCAUUUUACACUGUUCCUGUUAGAUUUAUCUGUAUCCACUAUCCGAAAAACUUUCUAAGGCUGAUAAAAACGAAAAAAGACCUGAAAAUAGGAAUCAGAGCUUUGCUGCCGAACGAACGUAUCCUCUCGAAAGUGUUGUGAGUCAAAAUCGAAAUAGAUGCAGUACUACAGACUUGUAAAUAGUUUAGGCCAAUAGAAACUUGAACAGUUCAAUACUCAUUCUUCAAAUGGGCUGAAGAGAUUUUUGCGAACAAAUUUAUUUCGCUCACGUUAUAUUAAUACGCUGCCGAGUGAAAUUUCAUGAAAAAUACACUUUGUUCCACACGGUUACCCUUCGUAGCACAAAUUGUACAAUUUUUUUGGUGCUGAAUUUGGUUAAAUUAAAUGAUUUCUUUUAAUCAGCUACGCUAUAGUUUCUUCGCAAAAUCUAUUGAGUUACACAAGUUCUGUGCUCCUCGGAAAUGGGUUUAUCUUGAUUAACAGAGUAUAGUUACGUGUGAAAAUUAUAUUUCAUCAGUUUACUGCUAUUUGCUUCACUUAUAGACUUCGUAAACGAGGUGCUAUGUUAAAGCUGUGCAUUCUAAUAACAGUUAAGAUGCUGACGAUAGGAUAUAGUUAAAGGAUCAACAUAUGUUUCUUAUUGAUGUCAUAUACGGCAUUCAGCUGAAUUCCGAAUAUUUAACUAUUAGGUGGAACUAAUAUUCGACGGCAUAAUGUUCAAAUUUUCGGUUAUAUAGUAUCAAAUAAAUUGAAUACGCAUCAAUUUUUAAAGGAUAGUCAACCUUAUUAAAUAUACCAUAUUUGCAGAAAUGUCGAGUUCUCAUACAAAAAUUCUACUUGACUUCAACAGAAUUUUGGGAAAAUCGAACAACGAGAAGAACUAAUCCGAAAUUGCAAAUAUUAUUGCUCUCGUAACCCCUCCAUUAUUAUUCGACCACGAACAUCCGUUCAAAACAUAUUCGAAAAGUUUGUUAAAACGAAGACUUUGGAGAUUGCACCAGGACGUUAUAGUAAAUCAAAACCUAACUAUACAUUGAAUGGAAAAUUGAACGGGGUUUUGUCCAUAUUUGAAAAUGCGACGGUUUGACCCCAUGUCAUACGAAAUUAUUUUUAUACCAAAUCGUAUCAUGGGAAAGUUGCUUCGAAGAAGCUUUCAAACUUGUACAAAAAUCAUAAAAUGCUUGAACUAUGUUCAAAAGUACAGUGUGGGGCCAGAACAGCUCCAGAAAAAUGUAAUUUUUACUAACAAGAGUAUAUGUAUGUAGUGUUUUUUUGGAUCUGGUGGUAGAAUUAUUACUUGGAAAAGGCCGUUACUCAUUUGGCUCUACAACAUUCACCUGAACGUCAUUCGCCCGAAAAACAUUUAUCCGAAUGACGUUUACCCGAAUGUUAUUAACCAGAAUCGACCAUUUGCCCGAACGCCAUAAACCCGAAUAGACCACUUGCACGAAUGUCAUUAACUCGAAUACCGCAUUCACUCAAAUAUUACAUAAAAUCAAAUCAAACGGGCGGAAAACACCAUUCAUAAAUUACGUAACACUUUUGGAUUACGACAAAUUGUGACAUAUUAUAACAUAUGGGGUAGAAGUAAGCUAGAACGUUACGUAACAUGUUUUGAGAAACGCAAAUUUUUGAAGGAAUUUGUUACGUAAUAAGGGAGGGGGGAUAGAAAAAUUUAUGACAAUUUAUUACAUGGAGGAGUCAAUGUUGAGCAAUUUUUGCGUUACGUAAUUUAUGAAAGGUCUCAUACUAGAGUCCAAAAAGCAAGCAUACUUCAAUAGCCAUUCUCUCAGUUUGCAUUGCUUUGGUCACUUCAUAAAAUGUCGGAUAGUGAAUUGAUAUUGCGAAAUUUUAUAAACGAAGAAUUGAUUUUCGAACCGUGUUGCUUAUAACAGUAGGGAAGAUCGGGGCUAGCUGGUGGUGUUUCAGUUUUCAUUUUUUACCGCUUUGAUUUUGGUAGAUCUUACAAAAUAGAACACAUUGCAUGAAAGGGCAGACUAUUGGCAACAUCUCUGAAUUUUAUUAAAAUGAUUGAUACGUGCGUUGUC
Topomyia yanbarensis is the source of this 3744-nucleotide messenger RNA. RefSeq names its product alpha/beta-tubulin-N-acetyltransferase 9. Gene Ontology annotation, molecular function: N-acetyltransferase activity. Bases 151 to 804 code for a protein of 217 amino acids. The record is from RefSeq and is a predicted model, not a curated record. The transcript has 4 exons. NCBI's taxonomy places the organism in Eukaryota, Metazoa, Arthropoda, Insecta, Diptera, Culicidae. Gene Ontology annotation, biological process: protein acetylation.